GGAAGUUGAGAUUGUGCUUCAUUUUUUACACCAAUAUAAAAGCUUGUUGAAGAAAACAGAGAUUUUGACAAAACCAAACCAAAAAAAAAAAAAAAAGCAACACUGUGAAUGGGUUAUCUGGCCAAGACUUUCGAUCAAACUAAACCAUUUGUAGCUGUAAUCCUUUUGCAGUUUGGGUUUGCAGGCAUGUCUUUAAUCAGUAAGUAUGCUUUAAACCAAGGCAUGAGCCAACAUGUUUUGGUCGUCUACCGCCACGCCGUCGCCACUCUCGUCAUUGCUCCUUUCGCCCUUGUUUAUGAUAGGAAGAUUAGGCCAAAAAUGACCUUGUCUAUCUUUGUUAAGAUAUUCUUACUAGGGUUAUUGGAGCCAACAAUUGAUCAAAACUUAUUCUACAGUGGUAUGAAGUAUACUUCAGCAACUUUCACAUCUGCAAUGUGCAAUGUUCUUCCUGCAUUUGCAUUUACCUUCGCCUGGAUCUUCAAGCUUGAGAAGGUUAAUAUAGGAGAAGUUCAUAGCCAGGCAAAGAUAAUAGGAACCAUUGUGAGUGUGGGAGGAGCAAUGCUAAUGACUUUGAUAAAAGGACCAAUGUUGCAGUUGCCAUGGAUUAAAUCAGAUGAUGGCCAUGCCUUCUCCAGUGCUGCAACUCACCAAUAUCCCAUCAAAGGCGCUAUCAUGAUCACCAUCGGUUGUUUCAGCUGGGCCGCUUUCAUCAUUCUACAAGCCAUUACGCUAAAAUCAUACCCUGCUGAGCUUUCCCUAACAGCUUUAAUCUGCUUGGUGGGCACCAUUGAAGGAUGCAUUGUAGCCCUAGCCAUGGAAGCUGGUAAUGCUGCUGUUUGGUCUAUUCAUUUGGAUGCUAAACUAUUAGCUGCUGUUUACAGUGGAGUAAUCUGUUCUGGAAUUGCUUAUUAUGUUCAAGGGAUGGUAAUGAAAACCAGAGGGCCUGUUUUCGUGACUGCUUUUAGUCCCUUGAGCAUGGUGGUUAUUGCAAUUUUUAGCUCAUUUAUCUUAUCAGAGAUACUCUACUUAGGAAGGGUUAUUGGAGCCAUUGUUAUUGUUAUCGGCCUUUAUCUGGUUUUGUGGGGUAAAAGCAAGGAUCAAACGUCAUCAAAUCAAGAGAUCCAAACGGAAGGAUCAAAUGAUCUGAAAAUGAUUCCCGCCAUUGAUGAGACAACAAAGGUUUCAAAUCAAGAACUUGUUGUCCUGGAUUUAACCUCCAACAAAGUGACACCUACUGAUGAAUAUGUCUGAUGAUAUGAAAAAUCAGGAGAAAGAAACAGUUUUUUUUUUAAAAGAUUAAAACAAGUUUUAUGAACCCUAAAUUCUCCAAGAAUGCAAAGUAGAGAUUAAGCUAAUGAAUGGCUAUAAUAACUAAAAUCAUUGUAAAGUGGGUUCUGGUGUUUAAUCUUCUUACUUAUUCACUGUCAUGAUCUAAUUCACUCACAGUGAAUCAAAUAUUAUUCCACAUAGAAAUCAGUGAAUAUUAGCACUAAAUAAUGUAAUCAAAUCUCCAAAACUACAAUCUAUUAAGCUUAUGAUA
Molecule: messenger RNA, 1540 nt
Organism: Gossypium raimondii (Peruvian cotton)
Lineage: Eukaryota; Viridiplantae; Streptophyta; Magnoliopsida; Malvales; Malvaceae
Product: WAT1-related protein At2g39510
Exons: 7
Coding region: 109-1251 (380 amino acids)
Cellular component (GO): plasma membrane
Molecular function (GO): transmembrane transporter activity
Source: RefSeq, a predicted model, not a curated record